UGGAGGGUUUGCAGCGAGACACUUAACCUCUUCUCCACUCCAUAGAAAAACCGAAAAACCCUCCCGAUCCGACGACCGUAGGCCCUCCUUGCCGUUGACGAGGCGAGGCGGGUGACGGGCCGGAUGCGACGGGCCGGGGAUCCGCUGCGGGAUGAGCUAGUGGCCGGGAGGAAGGGACUUGGAGGCGAUAGGGGAGGCGUGGCGGGGCACCGUUUGGAGCUCACCUGGCCAUCGCCCUUUUAAAUCCCGGCAGUGAAUCUGGAGAGGUAACACGAGGCAUCGAAGGGGAGCAGUUCGAUUGGCCACCCGCCUGCCUUCUAGGCACACCUCUCCCCCAGAAGGACACUGUGAUUGGCAGGGAGAAAAAGUAAACAGAGGAUAACUUGCAACCGCCACGUGUGGCCUCUUUCCAAGACCAGCUUAUUAGAGAGUCCGCUCUGAUCGUCGGUGGGCUCGCUUUGCAAGCCGGAGGUCCCGGGAGUCCCAGAUCAGGGAGCUAGGAGAAAGAGAGAGAGAGAGAGAGAGACUCUACGGUGCAGCCUUAGGUGGUCGAUGCUGCAUUUUGAAGUCACCGAUUGUUACGUAAAGAAUGAGGGAGUGAAGUCGGCCGGUUCGGGCUUGGAAGCGCAACUCCCCUCCGUGUGCCGCUCCCGCAGCCGGAGGACGAGCGGUCUCCCGAUCUGACAAAGUCCGGGAGGCGCGGCAGCGAAGUGCGGGUGCCUGGCCUCGGGCUCUCCGGCGCGGCGGUCGCUCUCCCUCACCAUGUCGGCCGCUGCCUAUAUGGAUUUCGUGGCCGCUCAGUGCCUGGUGUCCAUUUCCAACCGGGCCGCGGUGCAGGACCUAGGGGCUCAGGAGGCGGAGCGGCUGCGAAUGCCCGAGCGAGAAGCGGCCAAGGAACCGCACGCCGAGCCCGGGGAUGCGUGGAAGGAUUACUGCACGCUGGUGGCGAUUGCGAAGAGUCUGUUGGACCUGAACAAAUACAGACCCAUCCAGACCCCUUCGAUCUGCAGCGACUGCAUAGAGAGUCCCGAUGAGGAUAUGGGAUCGGACAGCGACGUGACCACCGAAUCUGGGUCGAGCCCUUCCCACAGCCCCGAGGAGAGGCAGGAUUCUGGCGGCGUGCCCGGCUCGCUCUCCCUCCUUCACGGCGGAGUGCCCGCCAAGGGGAAACUAGCCUCCGAAAAGAGACACAAGUGUCCCUACAGUGGCUGUGGCAAAGUCUAUGGAAAAUCUUCCCAUCUAAAAGCCCAUUACAGAGUGCAUACAGGUGAACGCCCCUUUCCUUGUACCUGGCCUGACUGCCUUAAAAAGUUUUCCCGCUCAGAUGAGCUGACCCGCCACUACCGAACCCACACUGGGGAAAAGCAGUUCCGCUGCCCACUCUGUGAAAAGCGCUUCAUGAGGAGCGACCACCUGACAAAGCACGCCCGGCGCCACACCGAGUUCCACCCAAGUAUGAUCAAGCGGUCUAAAAAGACCAACCCUACCCUCUUUUGAGGGAUGGACCAGGCCCGGGUGGAAAGGACGCUGUCAAAACAAUACCACAAAGACAAACUGCAACAGCCACCCCCAAAAGAUGCACAUUGAUCUCACAGCAACUCCACCGCUGUACAGUCAAAUUCUCCUGCGUUUUUUAAAAGCACAUGUAGCUGAAGUUGAAAAUCAAUAUUUGGUCCCCUUGGAAGGCUGCAGAUAAGUUCUGGCUCGAGGGAGGCAGAUGGAUUUUCUCAAGUACAGUAUACUCUUGCUUAUUUGGGCUAAACUCUGGAUCGGUUGAACCGGAAAUCCAAGAAACUUAAAUAAAUUGUGCUCCAUACAGCCUAGUCGAAGUUGGUAGUUUCACUGAUGUCUCAUUACUUUCCGGCGGCAAUAUAUUGCUAUAGUCCAGGGAAUAAUUUUAAAAAACUGGACUGUGUGAUUAGCUAUAGUAGAAUAGGGUAUGAAAACCAUCAUGGUUUAGGGGGGAAAAAAAUCGAAUAAAGCCUGUUGUUUGGGGCUUUGUUGGGUUUUUUUUUUCUUUUUUGGUAGAAGCCUGCCUUUCAGGCUUUUUUCGAUCCCCUGCUUCAGCUGAAAACAAUAGAUCUUGAUCACCUUCAAACUGAUAUUUCAUCCACCUCAAGCUCGGUGGUUUCUGUUCUAUAGUGUAAGUGUAGUCUUGGAGAUGCUCACUGAUGUCUUUCUCUUCGUCGGAAGGAGCUGUUUUCUCAGGUUCCUGGAUGUAGACUGUGAUUUCACUUGUCAGCACCUCCUUGUAGCAGUAGUCACCGCCAUCCAAGGGUAGCCAUUCCAGCACAUUUUGCUUGCUGUCCUCAAGCCAUUGACACCCUUCAGUGAAACUUUUGACCACUUCCUCCCCACCAGGUUGAGCAAUUCUGGUCUCCUCCCCAGGGUCAGGCAAGAUCUUCUGCCAUGAUCGCCUAAUAGGCGAUGAAUCGAUCAGUGUUAUUUGCUGAGUGCCUACUGUACGCCGAGCCCCGUACUCCGCGCUCGAGAGAGUAUACUGGAGGCUAAAAGGACAUGUUUCUUGCCCUCAAGGAACUUAUGCUCCACUGCGCUCCAAGAGACAAAAGUUCUGGAAGAAAAUCUUGAAGGAGGUUUGAUUGGCAAUGUGGCGUUGCAACAGGGCCCCAUGAUAUUGCAGUUUUCGGCAGUCAAUCACACCUUGAUCUCUCGGAUGAAUCAAGGCUGUGAUGUUGGGCGGCAGGUACUUCACGAAAAUGUUCCCAUCCGCAGAUGUGAGCUCUUCUGCAUCAGACUGGGAUGGGGCAUUGCCAAGAAGCAGCACAGCCCGUUCUGGCAGCCCACAUUCCCCCAAACGGGUCUCGGUUUGCGGCACCUGUUUAAGGUGGAGCCGAUCCUUAAUUGUAUGAUCCGUCCGUGCUCCUUUCUGGUUGAAGUAGCUGACAGGUAGAUUGGAGGCUGGAGAAUCCGUGAAUGAGCGAAGCUUCUCUGCUUUGCCCACACCUGCCAGCUUCAUCUUGCGGGACCCUGUUGCAUUGCUACAACCAAGGAGUGUCGUACGUUCCUCUGACGCUUUGGAACCGAGGGCUCGGCAUUUGUUUUCAAGUGCCGACGUUCUUCUCGGAGGGCAUUUCCAAUCGAGCCCAGUUUCAUCUGCAUGGUGUUUUUUUUAUCCAGUUGAAAGUUGUUUUCCGCAAUGAAAUCUUGAAACUCUUUGAUGAAGUCCUCUAAAGCUUCCGUGUCAGCCCUCGGCUUCUCUCCAUCGCUGCUCAACUCUCUGAGGCCACGGCGCUGUUACCGCCUGGUGAGCCAACCAGAAGAUACAUCCAACUCUCCUUCCAUUCCUAGGGUGUGGAAAAAUAAACCAAAAACAUCUGACCGUUUUACAAGUGCCGGUCCUGCGAUAAGGCUUCCCAUUUGCUCGUGGUGGGCGAAACCCUUCAGAGAGAGCCGGGUUAAGCUCCAUAUGCAGUGAGUGAUCUUUCAUGGACUUCCGCUUUUUUAACACACCUCAGCCGUCGGCAGUUUUGCACGAAGUUGGCGAUUUCAGUCUUCGGCUUUGUAAUGUCGCGCACCGUCGGCUUUCCGAUGGUGAAUAGCUCCAUUCUCGUCAAGUUCACCGAGGACCCUUUCUCAAGCUUGGCUGUGACUUCCGGCUUUGGCUCCAUGAGGAUGACGACGUGUUUGUGUUUUUGCUCUUCACUUCUCUUGAUGUUUAAGAAGGGGUUGGUCAAGUGACUACUGUACCGACUGCCUCUCUACUGUACCGACCGGCCAGAUUGAACCCCCGGCAACCCGGAGCAAGGAUUCCUGCUGCCCGAGCGGCGGACGCGCUCUGCCCUGAACAGUAUUAAACUCUCCCGGUGAGACUUGCAUGUGGAAACUAACGGGACAUCCCCGGAUUGCUGGGACAGGAUACCGUCCCCCGCCCCCUACCCCACCCCCCCCGACUUCCUUCCCUCCCCCGCACCCCGAUCUGCUCACUGCCCAGUGAGUAUGCGUAGUAACGCAAGGGACGAGCUGUCAGUCAGGAGGAAGGAUUCCUGCCGCCCAAGAUACAGUACUCUGACUGCACUUCCCGAGCCCUGCUCGCCAGCAGAGGAUGGGUUCCUUUCGACCCUUUGCCAGCUUGCAUCCUCCAACCCUUCGGCGUUUGUGCGUAGAAUUGACUCCAGAUUCGUAGUGAUUGUAAGCGUCUUUUGUACAGUAUUGGAAAAUUCAAAAGUGCUUUCAGAUAACCCCAAAAUAACAACCCCCCUCCGCCCCCCGCCAAUUUUUUUUUCUGAAAAAUUGGCCCAGAUAAUUCUCAACUCCCUGGAUUUUCUGCGGCCGGAUAAUCGAGAGUAUACUGUAAUCAACAAUGGUGUACAUAUGUCUGACUGGGUGGGUUGACCUGGGCAUCAUACGAGUGAUUCCAGGCUAUUUGUGCUUGCUGUCAAAGAGUGUGUGUUGUUUUUUUUUUAAAUGCAAUGCUGCCUGUGCUACAUUUCUUUAGCCUAAACCACCCUCCGACUAACUGAACUUUUGAAAGAAAAAACGCCAUAGCACAGCUGUCUUUACGCAAGCAAGACCACAUCUACUCCAGCAUGAUCUGUCGUCUAAAGACUUGAAAACAAGUUCAUGGGUUACGUAUAGUUGAUUGGUAUGCAGAAGUUGAAUUUUUAACUAGAAACAACCUGUUAAGUACAGAACCUUUAAAGCUUCCUUUGUAUGAAGUAUACUUUUGAUCAUAAGCUGCACUUUUAAAAAUUUCUAGUAAAACUGUCAUAUAAGUAAAGCACAUGCUUUAAAGUUAAACAAAAAUUUAGGGGGGGGACGGGGACAGCCUAUUAUAAUUUGCUUCUAUUUUACUUGCUAGGCUAAACAGACGUUACCCUACGAGAGCAUGGCAGGGACAAGGCAAGAGAGCAGGACUAUACAAUGCAAAUGUUGUUGGAGGAGAAAAUGUUUCCAAGCUAAAAGUGUUAACUAUUAACUUUUUCAAAUGUUCCAGUCUUUUCUGUUCCCAUCACUGACUGUACCAGAGCACCACGGAUAGACUUGGUUUUGAUUUGAGUCCUUCUAACUGUUAUUUUCUAAACGGUCUUCCCAUCUUCAUACAAAACUCCCCCUGACAGGAGAGAGAAUUUUUAAAAAAUAGAACUUAGAGGCAGAAAGAAAACCAGUGAAAACUUCUUCAAUUAUUUCAGAGGCUCCUUUGACAUAAUCUUAGCUGUGUGAUCUUGAAACAAAGCCCUUUUUAAUGGAGGAAGUGAAGGGAUUUGGAACUACUCAACAAUCCACCAAAUAGACCAGAGGAUCGUUUCCAGCAUAGACCUCACCACUCUGUAUGCUGUAUUCGCGUGUCUACCGUUAACUAAGACCACUACAUCACUCCAUCAAUUAUAUAACAGGAGAAGACGUCUAUUUUGAUCCUUAAGAUAAAUGGUGAGCCUUUUUUUAAAAACAAAAAGAAUUGUAUUUUCAGCCUUGUAAAUGCCAGAAGAGACCUGAAUUGAGGCACAUUAGCACGAUGGUGGGGAAAUAUGUUUACAUUUUUCUUUGCAGAAAUAAAAUUUCUGAGCAUCUUUGUCAGCACAUCUUUAAAGCAGGUAAUUUCAUUACACCCGAGUUUAUAUCCGGGGUGCGAACGAGUUGAAGUCAGGUUUCAUUCCUGCAGUUAACUGAUCAUUUCGCCUCUUCCAAUAAAAAAACAAAGAUGUGAGAUGCUCAGAGGAAAAAAUGUCACAGUAGUAUUUAUUUGGCUUCCAAUUUAAAAAUAAAAUGCCUGCAAUAGUAUUUUUACUUGUGAAAUUUUAUUAUUAAUCCUUUGAAGAGAACUGCUUUUACGCAGUCAAUGGACUAAAAAUGAAUGAGUUUUCUCACGUGAAAACAUGUCAGGAAAAUCAAGAACACUUUCUACCUCUGUUUCAGCUGUUUGAAACACUUAUUUUAAAACCAAACUUUAAUUUCUGGUGUCCAAAGUAAGUUUUAAGGACAUUUGUUCUUCCAUGUAAAAUAGGUAUGCAGCCUAUUUUCUGCUGAACUAAUGGAACAAUUCUGCUUUCUGAUAUUCUUAAUGUUACCUAUUAAAGUGGGUGCGAAUUUUGCCAGUAGGGAACGACUCACUACCUUUUUAAGCUCAAAUUCCCCCAAGGCAAAAAAACCAACAACAAAAAAAAACCCCAAAACCAAACGAAAAUAACCUAAAAGCGAAACAAAGUCAAAGACAGACCAAUCUUCAUAGAUUGAAAAGGAGCACUGCUCUCGUCCAGCAUUGUUAUCUGGGCAAAUGGAGCACUUGUAAAAAAAAAUGCACAAUUACUUCCCCAAAAUGUUGCUAAUUGCUUUCACAAGUGGUUCUAAAACACGCAGACUUGAUAUGAUCUUAUACGUUUUAAUGAUGUAUAAACUCAAGGCUACUUUUUAUUCUUUGUGAUAAAUUCUGCUUUAAAAGUUCACAAAUAGGAACCAGCAUUCUAAUUAGAUUUAUUAUUAUCUUGAGGUAGUCCAAAUAGGAUUAUUAGAGUUCAUUGAACACUAAAACUAUGAAACGGUUACUUUUUAUAUUAAAAAGACCAUGGAUUUAACUUGUAAAAAUCCAACCACAGGAUAGUAAUAUUUUUUACUUUUUUAACCAAACUGAAUUUUGGAAGACUCUUGCAAGUGUUAAAAAGGAAGAAAAUAGUUUUGUCUAAUGCUAUAGGUAGAUGUCAUAUUCUGGAAAAUCAAUAGUGUUAAGAUAAUUGCUCUUCUGGGUUAGGAAAAGGAAAGCUCUUCACCAUUGUGGAAGGAUGCUAUGACUUUAAGGUAUAGCUAUUCAUCAUGCUUCUUUUGAGAACUAUAUUUGGUAGUGUAUAAUUACAGAAACAGAUUAGUUGUCCGUUUGCAGAUAUUUAGCACAUAUUUAUCCUGGAUAGAUUGUUUAAGAUGAAUGAUCUGUAACACUGUAAAAUUCCAAUCUUCACAACUGUUUUAAUCAGUUUUAUUUUUGUACAGUAUUAGUAACCUAAGUUAUUUUGCGGUUCUGUUUUUGUAAAUCAAAUGAAAUUGUAAAAAAAAAAAGUAUCCAGACAGUAGGUAUUUGUACAUAUGUAAAUAAAGCUGUCCAAAUAGGCAUAAUAAAAUGUACAGAUGGAUUGAGAAAUCUGAGGUAUUGUGUGAUGGUGAAGACCAAAAACUCAGUUACUGCAGUGGAAAAAGCCCGAUUGACCCUGAUCUCCCAAGAAUUUGAUGGCCAACGCCGAGAUGAUUUUAUUGUUAUGCUUUUCAAAUUUUGUAUUGCACAUUCCCAGGCCCAUUUCUGUUUGAAGAGAUGGGUGGAGGCAAUCAGAAUAACUGUAUAUGUGGAGGGAGAAACUGAGUCUUAGAGAAACAACAAAGAAUGCUUUCGAGUAUAAAAAAUGGUUUUAUUAGAGAAAUGAGGAUGUGGGCAAGCAAGAAUUUUAAUAAAACUUGAAAAUAAGA
Ornithorhynchus anatinus (platypus) is the source of this 7407-nucleotide messenger RNA. RefSeq names its product Kruppel like factor 9 (gene KLF9). The transcript is spliced from 3 exons. NCBI's taxonomy places the organism in Eukaryota, Metazoa, Chordata, Mammalia, Monotremata, Ornithorhynchidae. The coding region runs from base 763 to 1497 and encodes 244 amino acids. Gene Ontology annotation, molecular function: DNA-binding transcription factor activity, RNA polymerase II-specific; RNA polymerase II cis-regulatory region sequence-specific DNA binding. The record is from RefSeq and is a predicted model, not a curated record. Gene Ontology annotation, biological process: regulation of transcription by RNA polymerase II.